GGUUUCAGAAAAGAAAAUGGCUGACAUCGGAAGACAUAGCAUUUAUCGAUGCAAUGUCAAUGAACGCCACCUUUAAAUCAUGAUUUUCUUCCUUCUGACUCAAUAUUAGUAAAAUUUGUUGUGUGAAGCAUGGAGAAUCAGGUCAAUAAUGUUCAUCGUGCCGCUGGUAUCAGCAUUGAAGAUGAUGUCAAUGCCCUGCGGCAGCGUGUUGGCGAGUUGGAAUCUAAUCUUCGCAGUGUACUCAAUGAGAGGAAGACGCAGGAGGCAGACUUUGCUCACAAGAGGGCCAAGUUUAAGGAGAUUUUCCUCUCCAGAGAAGAGGAGCUGAUUAAAGAGGCAGAGAAGAUGCGCUCUGAACGGGAUGCCAAGGAGGCAGAGUUGGAGGAAUUGAAGACGGUGGCAGCCAUGGUGGAAUCUUCCUAUCGAGAGGAGAUGGAGGAAGUCAAGCUCAAGUGGAAAGGGGAGGUGGGCACACUGCAGGCCAUUCUUGGAGAUGCGGUUGCCCAGACAACAGAAGAGACAGCCAUGACCUAUCAGCAGGAGCGGCAGAAGCUUCUAGCUGCCAAUGAACUGCUGAAUAAUGAGCUGCAGAGCAUGCAGCACAUGAUGGCUGAGAAGAGUCAAGGCCAAGGAGCUGAAAAAGACAGUGUGUUCUCCAGCAUGACUCGAUCCCUGCGUAACCUGACUGGGUCUAAUUCCCCAUCAACAACAAGAGAUGAAAAACAACAUGCAGCACAAGAGCCACAACCUGCACCCCAGCAACAACCUCCAUCUCAGCAGAAACACACACCUACCAAGGAAGAGGAAGAUCUGGAGAGGAGUAUGUUGACGGCACAGAAAGAUGCUGAGAUCCUGCGCUCUGUAGUAGUUCCUUUGGAGAGGGAGAUCGCAUCUUUGAAAGACAAGCUUCAUAAUGCUGAUUUGGAGAAAAGAGCUCUGGAACACAAGAUAAGGAAGUACAGUUUGGAUACCCUGGGAAGUACUACAGUGGACAAAGCCCAGAGUCCAGCCACUCCCCCAGAAACCACAGUGAACACUGCAGCUGAGCUGGAUGAAAAGGUUCGGACGUUAGCCAGUGUUCUUGAAGCUGAGAAGACAUCUCGUUCAGACAUGGAGCUUUACGUUGCAGUGCUGAACAAACAGAAGAAUGUGAUGCAAGAAGAGAACGACACAAUGAGAGAAGAACUCAGAGAGGUUUGUCGACUUCUGGAAAAGGAAAAGCAAGAACACAACAACCUGAAGCAAACUUGGCACAUGGCCAACAAUCAGUUCUUGGAAUCCCAGCGGCUGCAGAUGAUGGAUAUGCGACGCAUGGAGAUGGUGCUGACUGAAGAGCAGCAACGUCAGGUGAUGGAAGCACAGAAGAAAGAUCAUGAACGAGAAGAGGCUGAGAAGCGAGUUGAGGAACUCAAGGAGCAGCAGAGGGUGAUGCAGGAGAAGGAGACAGAGAGGUUGCAACAGCAAGCACCGCCAGACCAGUGGCCAAACACCUCCGAGCCUCAAGACGUCCCAUCCUCCCGUUCCCUUGCCCUCAAUGACCUUGAUCCCACUGAUCAGGAGGACAGUGAUUCCAGCAGGGAACCAAGUUCCAGUAACCAGAGUACGAGAGUGAUGGUCAACUCGUCAGCGUCAGCGCAGAGUUUCACGACACCCAGUCUAGACCCAGAGGAGCUGUUGCAAUUUGAGACGCAAGGAGGCGGCACACCAUCUGGUCAGUCAGGUUCUCCAUUGCAUCGUAGUAUCUGUGAGAUCGCUGCUCAUAGUUUCUCAGACAGCGCAGUGUAUGGCAUGGAUGCUGAGACAACAUCACUAUCAUCUAGCAUCAGCCUGACUGAGGCCCAGGAACGUGCAAUUAGUGGUGAGACACCUGAGAGUGAGGAGAUGAGAUCGGUUCUUGCCAGUGCCAGGUCACGUUCUGACAUGUUUCCCUCGCUAGCUGGUAAGAGGAUGGUCAGUGAGACAGAAUGGACUAAACUACAAGAAGAGAUAAGGAUAGCCAGAGAGAAGCUAGGAAGGCCAUGUGACAUGUGCAGUAAUUAUGAGCAUCAGUUACAAGGCGUACAGACCAGGGAAGGAGAGUACAAAGAACUCACACAAAGCCUCAGAUUGGAGUUGGACACAGAAAGAGAAAAUGUCUCCCGAGAGAAAAGACUUAGAAUGGAGCUUGAGGAAAGUCUACAGAAUGCUGCAGAGGAUGCACAGAGCCAGAUCGCUAAUGCCAACUCCAUCAACCAGGAAUCGGAGAAGUUUCUGACGGAUCUCAGACAGCAGUACCUGAGAGAACAUAAUGAAAUACAUGAUAGACUCCAAAAGCUGAUGGAAUCCAGGGAACAAGUUUAUCAGGAGGUUACCAGACUACAGAGAGAGAACGAUAGCUUAAGUGCUAAGAGAACUCUCCAUGUGUCUCUUAUGUCUGGAGACGAUUUCAACUUGCCUUGCCAUCCAGAUGAGUUACAGGCCCUGUGUUUCAAGUACAGGGAGGACAUUGUGACUGUGCGCGUCAAUGCUGAGCACAUUGAGGAAAAGUUAAGAAACGAGAACAGCUUCCUGAAGGAACAGCUAGAGGCAGAACAACACACCAAGAUGACCCUGGAGGAUACCUAUCAGAUGGAGAUGGACGAAUAUAAGGAGGAACUCAUGCUGUUGAGGAGUCAGAGGGAUGACUUUGAGAAGGAGAAGAAGCUACUUGAAGAGACUCAGCAGUCAUUGCAGGAAUUACAGGAAACCAAGAAGAAUAUUGAGACCAAGUCCCGAGAGGUCAUUGCUGCAUUACAAGCACAGGUGGAGGAACUGCAACAAGUGAAGGGCAAGCUAGAGACAGAGGCCAGGGAGAGCAAGAACAAGCUGCAGUCUCUACAAGUGGAGUUAGAUAACAGUGAAGCAGUCCAGAGAGACUUUGUCAGGUUAUCACAGUCGCUGCAGGUCCAGCUAGAGAACAUACGACAGAAAGACAAUGAAGUACGAUGGGCACAUGAAGAUGAUAUUGAGCAAUGCAAAGGAUGUAAAGCAGGAUUCAGCUCCAAGAAGAAAAAGCACCACUGCAUGCAUUGUGGUAAAGUCUUCUGUCCAGAGUGUCUUAGUCACACAGUGGAGAGUGGUCCACGCAAACGCAAGAUGCCAGUAUGCAAUAUCUGCCACACUCUGCUGGUCAAUGAGUCAGCGCCGUAUUUCAGCAAGGAAGCCCCAGAGUCAUAGCAGCAGAGGAGAUGGGUAGGUGUAGGCUGCUAGAUGUGUGUUACAGGCCCUAGGAAAAUCAGUUAUUGGAAAGGAAAGAUCCUUGAUUCCAGCAGUAUGGAUUGAGAGGGUUAUAGAUUGUGUGCAGGAAUAGCAGAUGACGCUGUGUGAUUACUGUAUAGAGGUCCGUAGGAUAAUGUGUGUCCAGUAUGUGGUUGCAGCUUAUUAGCUAGCCUUUAGUCAAGUCCCACGCGCUUAUCCGGACACGUGACACACCCCGGAUGCUGGCACGUAAAAAGACUAGCACGAGCGGCGAAGCCGCGAGGGCCUUUACCAUCUCGUGGAGAACGCUUAUGUUUUUCUUUACAUUUGUCUACCGAUUUGGUAGACAAAUUUUCAUGCAUAAUGCAUGACAUGUUGUGAAUGCGUGCGCGUCUUGUUUUUUUUAGAACGCGUGUGGCGCAUGCGCCCGAGGGCGCGCGCGUGUCAUCACCUCAAAAAUGGCUUGUUGGUGGUGAUUGGUUCAUAUAUAUCGGCAUGCAUGCAUGAUUCAUUACACAUGAAAAAAUGAAUAAUGAUUAGCUCCAUGAGAUGGUAAAGGCGCUCGUGGCUUUGCCACUCCACUGGUCUUUUUUCGUGCCAGAAUCUGGGGCACCACGCGUCUUAUUAGCAGGAACCGCCUUUCCUAUUUGUGGGUAUCAUGUGCUUGACAGCAGUGGUGGUCUGUCAUAUCUCUCUACCACUGCUCGGGGUUCUAAUGCACACAGUGCAAAGAUGAACUCAUUCUGCAAAUGCAUGCUCCACCAAAUUUUGAAAUAAUUUGGUAGGAAUCUCGACAAUUUACUUCAAAAGUAUCCUACACACAGAAACUUAUUUUUACCUCAUUUGUUUCUCUUAGAAGUCAGCUGUUCUGAAUAAACGAUCAAAAUUUCCAGAUUUUUUUUUCCAAAAAAAAAAAAAUUAUUUUUUUUGUCUUUCACAGCUUUUUGGCUUAAAGUGUAUAUUUGUUGAGUUUGCCAAGGCAAUAUUGUCUUCAUUAUAGUUUUUUUUUAAUAUUGCGUUAUUUCGUCCUUGCUAAAGAGCACGUCUAAAAAAAUGUAGGCUUUCCAUCUUCUGUAAAAUAACAUGAAUAAUUUGAAUGUUUAAAUUGAAUGAAUGUCUACAUAUGAAUUCUUGCUUGACUGAAUGAAGGAAGCACAGUUGCCCUGAUAACCAAAUAAAAUCACAAUACAUGUAUUUACAAAUUGUGUUCUGAAGGCCAGCUGGUGGACAUACAGAAAGAUUCUUCAGUCCACCAUGAUUCAUUUUUUUUUAACUCCACGGACAAGAUUGAGGCCACAUACAGACAUUCAUUUUGAGACUUUAAACCCUUAUGUCAGACACCAUUGUCUUUGCUGUAUAGGCCCAAUUCCAUGGCUCUGCUUACCGUCAGCGAAACAUCCCGGCUUACCGUAGUAGAAACUUUCAUGCUUACGGUCAGCGUAAUUCACGGGGUAGCGAGGAAUUUCAGCUUCUGCGCAUGCAUACAUCCCGUAACUAAGGAUUCUGUGCUUACAGGGUUAGCGCAUA
Messenger RNA from Patiria miniata (bat star), 4743 nucleotides. RefSeq names its product rab GTPase-binding effector protein 1-like. Gene Ontology annotation, biological process: endocytosis. The transcript is spliced from 22 exons. Bases 130 to 3195 code for a protein of 1021 amino acids. Gene Ontology annotation, molecular function: GTPase activator activity; growth factor activity; metal ion binding. The record is from RefSeq and is a predicted model, not a curated record. NCBI's taxonomy places the organism in Eukaryota, Metazoa, Echinodermata, Asteroidea, Valvatida, Asterinidae. Gene Ontology annotation, cellular component: intracellular membrane-bounded organelle.